This is a messenger RNA of Etheostoma cragini (Arkansas darter), 947 nucleotides long. RefSeq names its product free fatty acid receptor 4-like. Gene Ontology annotation, cellular component: membrane. Gene Ontology annotation, biological process: G protein-coupled receptor signaling pathway. Bases 114 to 542 code for a protein of 142 amino acids. The record is from RefSeq and is a predicted model, not a curated record. NCBI's taxonomy places the organism in Eukaryota, Metazoa, Chordata, Actinopteri, Perciformes, Percidae. Gene Ontology annotation, molecular function: peptide binding; G protein-coupled receptor activity. The transcript has 3 exons.
UGUGGCCGACCUGCUGUUUGUCAGCAUGAUCCCACUGAUUGUGGCAUUGCGGUGGACUGAGUCCUGGAUGCUGGGGUUUCACAGUCUGUCACACUGGGCUGUAUAUCAUCUGUAUGAGCGGCUGUGCCACCAUCACCACCCUGGCCUCCAUCAGUGUGGAAAGGGUCCAGGCCAUCCUUCGGCUGCAAGCCGUGCCCACUUUAAACCGCAGAGUGGUGAUUGCCACCCUCUUCUUCACCUGGGUCUUUUCUGCACUCAACUCCGAACCCCUCAGUCUGUUCUUCACUGUGAUAGAAGUGGAUUUCCCUGAGCAGAAACAUGUACACAUUUGUACUCUCAGGUGGCCCGACACAACUGCAGAGAUUGUGUGGAACGUGGCCUUCACUGCCCUGUGCUUUCUUCUACCAGGAUUUAUAAUUGUAGUCAGUUACAGCAAAAUAUUACAGAUUGCCAAAAGAUGUAGACUAGGGCUCAGAGACAGACAGCCAGCAAUGUCUCUCAUAGAGACUCCCUUGAGUACCAUGUGUCCCGCCAGGAUAUGAAGCUCUUCCGUACCCUUCUGGUCCUUGUGCUCUCUUUCUUAAUCAUGUGGAGCCCUAUUUUCAUCGUCACCUUCCUCAUCCUGGCCAGGAACUUCCUGGAUCAUCUUGAGGUUUCUUCUACCAUGUUCUUCUGGGUGGUAACAUUCACACUGGCCAACUCAGCCCUCAAUCCCAUCCUUUACUCAGUCUGCCAGUUUAAGAAAGGCUGGCGCAGGUUCUGCUGUGACUCUGGUAUAGUACCACUGAGCAGUGGUCAAGUGCAAGGGAUACAUCCAUGAUUAUCGUGAUGGUUAUUUUAUUACAUUAAGGAUUUAAACUCACAUAAAGCAUUUGGCACAUGUUCCACACCUCAGGUGACAUUUGAUAUACCUCUCAUGUAACAUACAAUGCUCGCUCGUAAGUGAA